AUGUCUCCCAGACCACCAAGUAUCGAUUACGGCCAGAGCCAGGGCCGAACGAAGGAGGAGAACCAAGAACGGCGGAAAGAUCGCAGCUUAGAUGCUCGGAUCGAGUCUGCGAAUCGAGCGUCGAUGCUGCACAAGAAGCGCACCGGCAGGGCCCUGUUGAUCAACCGCGAGGUGGUUGAGAAUGAGUCUAUGUACGAGGAGAUCGACGACACUUACCGUGCCAAGAUGCUCCAGUAUAUGCGCGUCCAUAAUGCGCAGUUGAACCACGACUUUGAUAAUACGCUUCUCGCCGGGCUGCCUACAACGUCGCAGGGACUGCAGAUGCCGAGUUCUUUGCAUACGGGGCCUUCUUACAGUCUGGGGCAGUCUUCACACUCGAUUCUGCAGAUGCCCAGUGCUUCUCACAGUCCGCUGCCCAGCCCUUCACAUUCAUCCCACGGGUCGACUUCGCAAAGCCCGCAAAUCCCCAGCGCUUCACAAAAUCCGCGCGUACAGAACCGGCCUAUCUCCAGCCGUCGAAACAGCCACCAGCGCGCAUCCAGCGUCGCGCCCACUGGGCCGAUCCAUGGCGCCCGCAAGCUGACCAUCGACCUGUCCCAGCUGCGCAAUAACCUUCCCGGACCAAGCACCGAACCGAGAAGGGCGAGCUCCAACGGGUUCCCGACCCCGGGAGCGAACUUCUCGCCGACCUACUUGAGUCCUGGCCAGGCCCACUCUCAAGCCCAGGUGCCAUCCUACCUUGCAGCAGAACCCAGCUCCGCUAUUCGCCCACAGUUGCAGCAGCAACAACAGCGGCAACAACAGCAACAGCAACAGCAGCAGCAGCAGUUGCUGCAGACCUGGCAAAGUCUCUUCCCCCGCCAUUCCAUAUCUGAUUCAACAUCCCUUGGUGGCCUACCUGCCAUAGGAGAGGUGCCAGGCCAAUAUCGCGAUCGCAUUGCGUCCGCUCCCACUUUUCCCAUCCAAGACCCGGUUCAUAUCCAAGCUCAAGCCCAGACUCGGGCUCAGGCGGCUGCCACUGCAGCUCCACUUCAGAAUGCCACCCCAGCACCAGGCCCCGUCGCUGCCCAUGGGACGAGCCAGCAUCACCGAGUCCGGUCGGAACCAGGACCCGCCCCCAUUGCUGUCUCCACCACAAUUCCAUCCUCUUCGUCCUCAGUCUCUCUUCAUACAGGGUUCUAUCCAACCAGUGCUUCGUCACUGUCCGACCCCAGCUCCUCUGCUGAGCUUCUGCCUACACCGCGAAGCAUGUCGCCACACACUCCUGCCCCUUCCCAAGCUUCUCACCCGCGCAUGAGCUUUGGAGCGGGCAUCGGCGAACUCAACAUGAAUGAAGCGGAACCAUUCAAGCACACUCUGUUCGAACUACAGGGUUUUGAUCCAGAUCUCCAGCUUGGUCUAGAGAUGUCGGGACAAGGGCCUGAAAGCGCGGACCAGGAUUUCCUUGAUUUUAGCCAGUUUGCCUCUACGCUUGACCAGAACCAUCAUCAGGCUAUGUUUCCGUCCCAUUGGCAGAUGCCCGUUGGCUCUGGCGAUAUGCCGGCAGAUUCUGGCUUUUCUGGCGGCUUGGAUAUGAAAGAGUACAUCACUAACUUCCUUUAUGUUAAACUGUAG
Messenger RNA from Aspergillus nidulans FGSC A4, 1614 nucleotides. RefSeq lists its product as uncharacterized. Bases 1 to 1614 code for a protein of 537 amino acids. The record is from RefSeq and is a predicted model, not a curated record. Lineage: Eukaryota; Fungi; Ascomycota; Eurotiomycetes; Eurotiales; Aspergillaceae. The transcript is spliced from 3 exons.